Scomber scombrus (Atlantic mackerel) is the source of this 1282-nucleotide messenger RNA. RefSeq names its product diablo IAP-binding mitochondrial protein-like. Lineage: Eukaryota; Metazoa; Chordata; Actinopteri; Scombriformes; Scombridae. Gene Ontology annotation, biological process: neuron apoptotic process; intrinsic apoptotic signaling pathway in response to oxidative stress. The transcript is spliced from 6 exons. Gene Ontology annotation, cellular component: mitochondrion. Bases 37 to 846 code for a protein of 269 amino acids. The record is from RefSeq and is a predicted model, not a curated record.
AUUCCACAUUUGCAGCAGAUCGAAUUUAUUUGCAAAAUGCAAGCCGUUCGACAGUGUUCAGUGUGUGCCAGCCGUACUGCUGGAGGACUUCUGCGAAAUCCGGCAGACAUUCCAUUGCUGAGGACCAAUAAGAGUGUACUCAGGAGAGGAGCAGCCUGCACACGUCUCCUAAGCAGUUCUGAGAGUGUCCUCUACAGCAGCAGGAAUCUUGGAGUCCAGAAGUUGGGGGAAUGGAAAGAUGCUGCACACGCAAGCAUGGCAUCUUUAAGUGUUGGCCGCAGGCUUUGUGUUGUCCCCUUUACACAGCAAGUGGAAAACCUCUCUCAUGACUCCCUGAUCAAAAGAGCAGCCUCAGUGGUCACAGACAGUUCAAGUACUUUCCUCUCCCAGACCACUUUGGCUUUCAUAGAUGCCCUCACAGACUAUUCACGGGCUGUGCACACACGUGUUGCUCUCCAAAGACGCUAUUUGGCCUCAAUAGGAAAACUGACCCGAGCAGAAGAGGACUCCCUCCGGCAGGUGAUCCAUGGCCAGCGAGCUGAGGCUAGUGACAGACUGGAGGAAUGCAAACACUUUGAGUCGACCUGGAUCAAUGCUGUCAACUUGUGUAAAAUGGCAGCUGAGGCAGCGUGCACUUCAGGAGCUGAGCAGGCGUCCAUCACGGUGAGGACAAACAUUCAGGUGGCCCAGUCUCAGGUGGAGGAGGCACGGAAAAUGUCAGCGGAUGCAGAUAAGAAGUUGGCCGAGACUAAAGUAGAAGAGAUCCAAAGAAUGGCAGAAUAUGCUUCCUCCCUAGAGGGUGGUGAGGAGCUUGAGAUACAUGAGGCCUAUCUACGGGAGGACUAAGACAAAUAGACAGAGAUAUUGGCAAACCAGAUGAAAUAACCGCAUUUUUAAGUGCUGUUGAUUUCAUAGUGAGACGGAUUCUCCUCCAAAAGUUCUGAGCUUUCUACAUUUAUUCACCUAUUAUGGCUCUUCUUUUUUGAGCCUUUAGGGUGUUUUACACCAAGAAAAUCAAAUUUUGAGAAGGGAAUCACAUAAAUUGCUAACAAUCUAUAAUUCUUUACUAGAUCAAUUAUUAUUUAAGACUAUUUAUUUGAUUAGUGAAUAUGUUUGGAACUUCUGAAAAUUAUUAUCUAAUCUCCUAUGUAUAUUGUGUAUAUCACUUGUAUGUUUUGUUGUAACAACAGUUGUAAAGACUGUUCUCUCUCUUUUUUUUUUAAAGUAAAAGCAUUGUUUGUAUUGUGUUCUCAUUGUUCAGAUGAUAAUAAAUAAAAUAUGU